Molecule: messenger RNA, 2458 nt
Organism: Spodoptera frugiperda (fall armyworm)
Lineage: Eukaryota; Metazoa; Arthropoda; Insecta; Lepidoptera; Noctuidae
Gene: Hsp83
Product: heat shock protein 83
Exons: 1
Coding region: 170-2323 (717 amino acids)
Biological process (GO): protein stabilization; cellular response to heat; protein folding
Cellular component (GO): protein-containing complex; perinuclear region of cytoplasm; plasma membrane
Molecular function (GO): ATP-dependent protein folding chaperone; ATP binding; ATP hydrolysis activity
Source: RefSeq, a predicted model, not a curated record
AGCGUCAUUUAAUUCAAGAAAGCGAAGUGAGAGAUACGCUGCGAUUCCACGCGAUCUUAUAACACGUGUAUUUAAACCGCGCUAGUCAAAGAGAUUCGAAUAAGUAUUCUGUGCUUACUCUACGUUAAUUUGAAGAAAUUUUUCAAUUAAAUUAAGUGAAACAGUCAAAAUGCCCGAAGAAAUGCAGACCGAUGUCGCCGAGGUGGAGACCUUCGCCUUCCAGGCGGAGAUCGCCCAGCUUAUGUCCCUGAUCAUCAACACAUUCUACUCCAACAAAGAGAUCUUCCUUCGUGAGUUGAUUUCCAACUCUUCUGAUGCCUUGGACAAGAUCCGUUAUGAGUCACUCACCGACCCAUCGAAGCUGGACAGCGGCAAGGAGCUGUACAUCAAGAUCAUUCCCAACAAGAGCGAAGGUACACUCACUAUUAUUGAUACCGGUAUUGGUAUGACCAAGGCUGACCUCGUCAACAACCUUGGUACCAUCGCCAAGUCAGGAACCAAGGCAUUCAUGGAGGCCCUGCAGGCAGGCGCCGACAUCAGCAUGAUCGGUCAGUUCGGUGUGGGUUUCUACUCAUGCUACCUGGUCGCUGACCGCGUGACAGUUCACUCGAAGCACAAUGACGACGAGCAGUACAUGUGGGAGUCGUCGGCGGGAGGCUCGUUCACGGUCCGCCCCGACCAUGGCGAGCCCCUCGGACGCGGUACCAAGAUCGUUCUCCACAUCAAGGAAGACCUCACUGAGUACCUUGAAGAGCACAAGAUCAAGGAAAUCGUGAAGAAGCACUCACAGUUCAUCGGCUACCCCAUCAAACUGAUGGUUGAGAAGGAACGCGAGAAGGAGCUCUCUGAUGACGAGGCUGAGGAGGAAAAGAAAGAGGACGAGAAGGAGGAUGACAAGCCCAAGAUCGAGGAUGUGGGAGAGGACGACGAGGAGGACAAGAAGGACAAGAAGAAGAAGAAGACCAUCAAGGAGAAGUACACAGAGGACGAGGAACUCAACAAGACCAAGCCCAUCUGGACCCGCAAUGCUGAUGACAUCACACAGGAGGAGUACGGUGACUUCUACAAAUCCCUCACCAAUGACUGGGAGGACCACCUCGCUGUCAAACACUUCUCCGUUGAAGGUCAGCUGGAGUUCAGAGCCCUGUUGUUCGUGCCCCGCCGUGCUCCCUUCGACUUGUUUGAGAACAAGAAGCGCAAGAACAACAUCAAGUUGUACGUCCGCAGGGUGUUCAUCAUGGACAACUGUGAGGACCUUAUCCCUGAGUACCUGAACUUCAUCAAGGGUGUAGUCGACAGUGAGGACCUGCCCCUCAACAUCUCUCGUGAGAUGCUCCAACAGAACAAGAUCCUGAAAGUAAUCAGGAAGAACUUGGUUAAGAAAUGCUUGGAACUGUUCGAAGAGUUGGCUGAAGACAAAGAGAACUACAAGAAGUAUUACGAACAAUUCAGCAAGAACCUGAAGCUUGGUAUCCACGAGGACUCCCAGAACAGGUCAAAACUGGCUGACUUGCUCCGCUACCACACAUCUGCCUCUGGUGAUGAGGCAUGCUCCCUCAAAGAGUAUGUCUCACGCAUGAAGGAGAACCAGAAACACAUCUACUACAUCACUGGUGAGAACCGUGACCAGGUUGCCAACUCAUCGUUCGUAGAGCGAGUCAAGAAGCGUGGUUAUGAAGUUGUAUACAUGACCGAGCCCAUUGAUGAGUAUGUAGUACAACAGAUGAGGGAGUACGAUGGUAAGACUCUAGUCUCUGUCACAAAGGAGGGUCUAGAACUCCCUGAAGAUGAAGAGGAGAAGAAGAAGCGCGAGGAGGACAAGGUCAAGUUCGAGGGUCUCUGCAAGGUCAUGAAGAACAUCCUUGACAACAAAGUUGAGAAGGUUGUUGUCUCCAACCGUCUCGUUGAGUCCCCAUGCUGCAUCGUCACUGCUCAGUAUGGUUGGUCUGCCAACAUGGAGCGUAUCAUGAAGGCUCAGGCUCUCCGUGACACAUCCACCAUGGGUUACAUGGCGGCCAAGAAGCACCUUGAGAUCAACCCUGACCAUUCCAUCGUCGAGACCCUGAGGCAGAAGGCCGAGGCCGACAAGAACGACAAGGCUGUGAAGGACCUCGUCAUCCUGCUGUACGAGACUGCCCUGCUGUCUUCUGGCUUCACCCUGGACGAGCCCCAGGUGCACGCCUCCCGCAUUUACCGCAUGAUCAAGCUUGGUCUGGGCAUCGACGAGGACGAGCCUAUCCAGGUGGAGGAGUCGAGCGCCGGCGACGUGCCCCCACUAGAGGGCGACGCUGACGACGCGUCACGUAUGGAGGAAGUGGAUUAAAAUCUCAGCUUUUAGCCAUGUUGUAAUGGUGUUUAUGUGAUUGUAUCGCGAAGUUAUUUUGUGCACUGGUGUACAGCCAAAGACUGAUUUAGUUCAAAUUCCAUUAUUCAAAAUAAAUGGUACCUUAACAAAUUA